Molecule: messenger RNA, 1235 nt
Organism: Camelus dromedarius (Arabian camel)
Lineage: Eukaryota; Metazoa; Chordata; Mammalia; Artiodactyla; Camelidae
Gene: FETUB
Product: fetuin B
Exons: 7
Coding region: 80-1207 (375 amino acids)
Biological process (GO): binding of sperm to zona pellucida; negative regulation of endopeptidase activity
Cellular component (GO): extracellular region
Molecular function (GO): metalloendopeptidase inhibitor activity; cysteine-type endopeptidase inhibitor activity
Source: RefSeq, a predicted model, not a curated record
UCAGAGCCUUAUAAGCAGCUCGGUCCCUGCAGCUCCACGUACUGACCACUGACCGCGCCUGGGACUUGCUCCCCGCAGAAUGGGUCUCCUCCUACCCCUGGUGCUCUGCGCCCUGGUUGUGUGCUGCCGGGCUGCACCUCCAACCCAGCAAGCCCCCAGCCCCUCGCCUCUCCUCUCCCACAGCUGCAACAGCUCGUAUGUGCUGGAAGUCGCGAACUUCAUCCUGCAGGACAUCAACAGGAACCGAAAGGACGGCUACGUGCUGAGCCUCAACCGAGUGAGCGAUGUCCGUGAACACAGACAGGGUGACCUGGGAAGCCUGUUCUAUUACACACUGGACGUGUUGGAGACGGACUGCCAUGUGCUCAGCCGGAGGUCAUGGAAGAACUGUAGUGUGAGGUACUUACAUCUGUCGGUUUAUGGUCAAUGCAAAGCAAUAUUUUACAUUAAUGAGGCAAGAAGAAUUUUCUAUUUAGCUGCUUAUAAUUGUACUCUUCGCCCAGUUUCUCAAUUAGCGAUUGUCAGAAUGUGUCCCGACUGCCCUGGCCCCGCUGGUUUGUCAGAACCCAGAGUCUGGGAAGCUGUCACCGAGUCUCUUGCAGAAUACAACAGUAGGAGCACCUCGAAGUAUUCUCUCGUCAAAAUCACCAAGGCUUCUAGUCAGUGGGUGACUGGCCCUGCCUACUUUGUGGAAUAUUUAAUCAAAGAGUCACCAUGUACCAUAUCCCAGGCCAGCAGCUGUGCACUUCAGUCCUCUGACUCCGUGCCUGUUGGUCUCUGCAAAGGUUCUCUGAAUCGAAAUGAAGACGACGACACAGAAAAGUUAGUCUGGGUGACUUGUGAAUUCUUUAAAUCACAGGUUCCCACCCCUGGAGGCCAAAACACUACUGCUAACCAGGGACCCACAAACCUCCCCAAAGAGGAAGAGCCCAGGCAGAAGGCCGUGUCAGAAGGAGCUAUCCUGUGCCUCCCCUCCUUGGAUGACGAAGACUCUGGACAGUCCCAGGGGAAGGGCCCUGUUGAGGCCUUCCCUGUGCAGCUGGAUCUAACCACGAAUCCCCAGGGAGAACCGCUAGAUGUCUCCUUCCUCCUCCUGGAGCCUGUGGAGGAGGAGCUGGUUGUCCUGCCUUUCCCCUCAAAAGAACAACGCUCUGCUGAGUGCCCAGGACCAGCUCAAAAUGCUAACCCUCUUAUUCUCCCACCAUGAGAACAUGUAGAGGAUUCCUGGGGACACA